Molecule: messenger RNA, 138 nt
Organism: Parastagonospora nodorum SN15
Lineage: Eukaryota; Fungi; Ascomycota; Dothideomycetes; Pleosporales; Phaeosphaeriaceae
Exons: 2
Coding region: 1-138 (45 amino acids)
Source: RefSeq, a predicted model, not a curated record
AUGUUCGAGAAGGUCGGUCGUACACAUCUAAGCACAAGUGCCGAAUGGGAAGGCAAGACGAAACGCAUGACAUCCCGCACUGUGUUCCACAAUGCAGAUCCUCCAAGAAUGGAUCAUGGAUUUCUCUAUGCUUACUGA